Molecule: messenger RNA, 870 nt
Organism: Arachis ipaensis
Lineage: Eukaryota; Viridiplantae; Streptophyta; Magnoliopsida; Fabales; Fabaceae
Source: RefSeq, a predicted model, not a curated record
AUGGCACCAAAGGUUAGGGAAUCAACCUCAAGAAAGAGGAAAGCUCCCUCAACAGUUGCUUACGAGCUUUACCGGUUUUACAGCACACUUUAUGAGGAACAUUACUAUAAUGUUGUAAGCAAGAAGACAGUAAUUCUGGAAGCAAAAUUCAAACUGAAAGCUGAUAAAUACAUGGAAAUUCAAGACGGGGUUUACAAGCAGGCUCAUCGUAAAUGGUUUGACAAGUUCAGCACCAUUAUAUGCAAUCUCGGUUUCACUUGCAGCCCUCAUAAGAAUGCUCUUUUUAUUCGUAAAAGUGAACGUGGGGUUGUUCUUCUACUUUUGUAUGUUGAUGACAUUAUCAUUACUGGAGAUAAUAUAGAUGGUAUCUCUGAUUUUAAAUCAUCCCUUCACUACAUAUUUGAGAUGAAAGAUCUUGGUUCUCUCAGUUAUUUUCUUGGCCUUGAAGUCAUAUCCUCAGAUGAUAAUAUCUAUUUCUCUCAAGCUAAGUAUGCUUUUGAUCUUCUUGCUCGAUUAGUUGGAGGUCUUGUCUACUUGACUGCCACACGACCCGACAUCACCUAUCCAGUUCAUGUUCUUAGCCAGUUUUUGUCAGCUCCUCGUACUACUCACUAUGUUGUAGCUCUUCGGAUUCUUCGUUACAUCAAAGGAACUAUGUUUCAUGGUCUUCAUUUUUCUGCAUAUUCAUCUUUAACCCUUCAGGCUGGUGACUCUCUCAUUUCCUGGCGAGUCAAGAAACAAACGUUCACUGCUCGAUCAAGCACCGAAACUGAAUACCGUGCUCUUGCUGACACUACUACUGAGGUUGUCUUGAUUUGUUGGCUUCUCGAAUCUCGAGGACUUGGGUGCCCCUCAGUCGUCUCCAACUGA